AUGGCGAGUACUCUGCUAAGGAACCGGUUAUAUGUCCCAGAUACUGAUAAAAUUCGUGAAGAUAUAAUGGCUGAAGCACAUUUGACACCUUAUUCCGUACAUCCAAGAGCCACUAAAAUGUAUAGGGACUUGAAAUUGCAUUAUUGGUGGCCAGACAGAGACUCUAGAUUUUUAUCUAAUUUCUGGAGGAGUUUGCAUAAAGCAUUUGGGACUCAGUUAUCUUUCAGCACUGCGUACCAUCCACAAACAGAUGGACAUUAUCAGUCUACUAUCGCAAUGGCACCAUAUAAAGCACUGUAUGGUAGAAAGUGUCGAUCUCCAGUACAUUGGGAUGAAGUUGGGGAACGAAAACUUUUGGGUCCAGAUUUGAUUCGAGAAAUGAGUGAAACUGUAGUACAAAUUCGGGAAGGAAUGAAAGCUGCUCAAAGCCGACAAAAGAGUUAUGCUGAUAAAAGAAGAAUAAAGCUAGAGUUUGAAGUGGGUGAUUAG
Andrographis paniculata is the source of this 489-nucleotide messenger RNA. RefSeq lists its product as uncharacterized. The transcript is spliced from 4 exons. The record is from RefSeq and is a predicted model, not a curated record. The coding region runs from base 1 to 489 and encodes 162 amino acids. Lineage: Eukaryota; Viridiplantae; Streptophyta; Magnoliopsida; Lamiales; Acanthaceae.